Molecule: messenger RNA, 652 nt
Organism: Magallana angulata
Lineage: Eukaryota; Metazoa; Mollusca; Bivalvia; Ostreida; Ostreidae
Exons: 3
Coding region: 65-652 (195 amino acids)
Source: RefSeq, a predicted model, not a curated record
UUUUACUGCAUUCACUGAUAACACAGAGAUAAAUGCAGCCUGCUGAGUCCAGCAGCUAGCGUUAAUGAGCUCUGGCCAUGACGUCAGAGGUUCGCCAGCAAUCGCCCCACUGUUAUCAAACAUCACUCACCUCUCUGUUAUCAAACACACAGCAACUCAUUCAAGCAAGUUUAAAAUAAUGGAAACACUGGAAGAUGAAAUUCCAAACGUUGAUCUUUCUGAUGCUGAAAACAUUAGACCAUAUCAGUUUGAACCUUUGGCUAACACUAAUGAAACUCCAAGAAGUGCUACACCAGACAAUGAUAGUUCUGAUGUAGAGGACUUUCAGGAUAGACAAGUCAAUACUAAUUGGUGUGAAUGUGGCAUUUGCAUUUCCAUGGCAACUCAACAAGAGUGCAUUUGUUGUCAGGAAAUAGCAGCAAUUAGCGCAGAAGUUGAGGCAGGGGCCCACCAAUGCAUAACAGAAAGUCCAAUAUUUACAGACAAUUGUCUAAAUCGACAUGUUUUACACGUUUCAAUGUAUGAAUAUUUACAAAAUGUGGGACCAAUCGAUGACAAUCCACCAUCUCACCAGGUAUACAGACAUCUUGCCUAUAGACGGUUUGUCAGGUGGAUAUGGCACUUCUUAGGAAAAAGCAACAGAAAAAUAUGA